Erpetoichthys calabaricus (reedfish) is the source of this 2424-nucleotide messenger RNA. RefSeq names its product proline rich membrane anchor 1 (gene prima1). The coding region runs from base 964 to 1440 and encodes 158 amino acids. NCBI's taxonomy places the organism in Eukaryota, Metazoa, Chordata, Cladistia, Polypteriformes, Polypteridae. The record is from RefSeq and is a predicted model, not a curated record. The transcript has 4 exons.
GUGAGCGCUCAGUCACUUGAGCUCGCUUAUAUCCCACUGUUAGUCUCCUGUGUUCACCCUACUAGGCAGACGAUGCGACCUACAAAACGCUCCUGAGGGACGGUUUAGUCGCGAAGAAAACUAACACUGUUUGAUUUUUGUUCUUCCAUAAGCCGUGAAUUUGAUGUUUCUUCAGCUGGAUUCACUGGAAAGGAAUCGUCUGAACUUUUUCGCUUUUUCUCCGCUUAGAGAGAGUAACUAAAUGGAAAAUUUUCUCCACAUGUGCAGUCGGAACUAACAGUUAAUGCCAUUUCAUGCUCUAUUUCCAGCUGGGGUUUUUUGGCAGAUAGUAAAAGAGAGAAGGUGAAAUACUAUUUUAUUCUAAACCCACUACAGAUUCUUCCUAAAGGAGGCUCCUGCAAAAAAUACUAAUAAUAAAACAAAAGGGGGGACACUAUUCAGUGGUACUAAUGACCUUGCAGAAGAAACCGUUACUUAUUUGAAUUUUAAUCAUAUCGACAAGUUUUAGUAGAAGGGGUAGUGGGUGGCAUGCUUUGGUUGUACUCAUGUUGAGAACAUAAUAUGACGGACAUACGGUUUUUUGAUUAAAAUCUGCACAUCUUCCUCACGACUUUAAUUAUUUCCCCUGAAGUAUAUGCCUUUAUGUCUGGAGCAGAUCCUCACCUGAUAACUUUGCUUUGGAUUUAAUGCUCCAAGCAGUGGGGCACACCUGCUUGUAACGUUUUUUUUUUCCACCCCAGUUUUGUUUCAACUUCCGAACGAUGAAAGCGAGAGGAGAAAUCGCAUCGAAACCUUGGCGUGUGUUGUGCCGAGCAAACCCAUGCCGCUAAUAACGUGGAUUCAAAGACAACUAUGUUCCCAAAGCCAUGGGUGGACACUGAGGUCGGGAUGCUGCUUUGACACCUGGAAAAGAUUCGUGUACAACUCUACGGACACUCAACUUGUAGAAAGAGCGCAGCAGUGAUGGUGCUGAGGAUGAUUCGGAGAAUUCAACGGCUGGGUUUAAGUUCCUGGACUUUUCUUCUGAGUCACUGCUUUUGUACAACGGUUUUGCUUUUAUUUCAGUUUACUCAGGGAGAACUUCAGCGAUCAUGCUCAAAGACUACAGAAGAGAAGGUUGGCGACAACUGUCAUCUAAUCUGUCAAUGUAGAAUAUAUCCACCUCUACCUCCCCCACCACCACCUCCUCCUCCUCCCAGGCUCUUGGUUUCUGAACCAGCUGAAUCUAAUAUUCCUCCCAUAAAUCCAUGGUGGAAUGAAAUAGGCAUCAUUGGAAUGGUGGGAUGUGCUUCUUUGGUGUUUCUACUGAUAAUGGUUACAGUUUGCUACAAGGCAAUAAAAAGGAAACCUUUGAGGAAAGAAGAGAAUGGAACAAGCCAAAGUGAAUAUGCAAUGACUUCCAGAAACAAGGUCAUGGAUGCCAACAAUACAUUUGCAUAGAAGUCCAAGUUCAACAGGAAGAACCUGGAUUCUGCACUUCUUUCCACUCUCAACCAUUCAUUCUAAUGAGGUGCUGACCUCAGAAUGCACCUGAGAUGUCACUGUUGUGAAGCAGAAGCGACAAGACUUGGAAAGAGAAGGCAAGAUUCCAAUAGAUACUUGGAGUGGAAAACAGUCCCUUGCAAUGAAACAUUGAUGAAUGCCAGGCAUGGAUAAAAGAACUAGUCAGGAGGUUAAAAAAAAGAAAGAAUGAUACAAUUAUAUAAACUGCAUGCAGUCUGUCGAAUACAGUAUGUUUUUAGAUUCUUCUGCCUUUUAUCGUUUUUCUGUUUUGUUUUUCAGUGCUCAAUAGUGGCAGCAUUGCUUAGCAUGAAUGGCUAAAGAAAGAGAGAGUCCCAUUAUAAUUGUCAUAAAAACAUAAUGUGCAUGGACUAAGCAGCCUUCUCUUAACCAUGUAUAGCUAUAAUGCAACAUUUCAAACAUUCUAUAAACAGAAUUAAUGAUAGACACAAGAAUUCUAAAAACAAAAAUCUACUCGCCCUUGACAUUUUCCUGUCUUUACUAUGCAAGCUGAAUCAGCUAUGUAAUUAUUUUUAGACACUGAAAAUGUAAUUUAGAACAUCAAGCAGCACUGUAAGUGAAUUUAAGAGCAGCUAUUUUUAUGUUCAAUAUUUGUUUGACCAUUUGGGUCUUUUAUCUGAUUUGCAGACUGAAGGAGGCUUAUUUAUUAUGCUUUUGUUCUAUAAUCAGAUUUGUUUAAAAUGGAAACACAGAGCACUGUGUUCAGGCUGAAAAUCCUAAAAGAUUCAGUUCUCAUCUCUGUAAUCUACAGUACUCCAAAGCAGGUUAGAACAGGAUGUGAUACUGCGCCAAGGUGGGAUGGACAGAGAAACUGACAGAGACAGCUUCACAUACCACAGAGCUGUUUUACCCAUAACAUGCAAUUUAAUUUGUGGAAAUGUUACCCAAUGUGCAGGCACCAUU